Messenger RNA from Cydia pomonella (codling moth), 3205 nucleotides. RefSeq names its product glycine dehydrogenase (decarboxylating), mitochondrial-like. The coding region runs from base 84 to 3080 and encodes 998 amino acids. The record is from RefSeq and is a predicted model, not a curated record. Gene Ontology annotation, molecular function: glycine dehydrogenase (decarboxylating) activity; pyridoxal phosphate binding; glycine binding. The transcript is spliced from 18 exons. Gene Ontology annotation, biological process: glycine decarboxylation via glycine cleavage system. Gene Ontology annotation, cellular component: glycine cleavage complex; mitochondrion. Lineage: Eukaryota; Metazoa; Arthropoda; Insecta; Lepidoptera; Tortricidae.
AGUAUUCUACUGUCGCUUUCAUAAGACACACACAGCAUGUUAAAAGUUUAUAUUGUAAUUGAACUUUAUUAAAUUAUUGAAAAAUGUACAGAUUACUUAAACGCGGCGUGUUAACUGGGAACAAAUUAAAUGGUUUAAAACCUUCUAAUCUAGGAAGAGGUACUCGUUAUCUGACUACCCAAGAUGCGAAGGCAGAUAUUCUGUUCCCUGAAACGGUCGAUUUCCCGAGCAGGCACAUUGGGCCCAGGGACCAAGAUAUUGUGACCAUGCUGGAUCUUUUGGGAUACAAGAGCUUGGACCAGUUGACUAAUGAUGCGGUACCUAAGCAAAUCCAGUUGCAAGGUCUUAUGGACAUCUCUGAGCCUAUGAGCGAAUACGAUCUUAUCGAAAGAGUGCGCAAGUUAGCUGAAAAUAAUCAAAUAUGGCGUUCAUACAUCGGCAUGGGAUAUCACAACUGUGCUGUGCCUCAUACCAUCAUGAGGAAUAUGUUCGAAAAUCCUGGAUGGACGACGCAGUACACUCCCUACCAACCCGAAGUGGCUCAGGGCAGACUGGAAAGUCUCCUCAACUAUCAGACGAUGGUGAGCGACCUCACUGGCUUGGAUGUUGCCAACGCAUCGCUGCUUGAUGAAGGCACGGCUGCUGCCGAGGCCCUAUCCCUUUGCCACAGACACAACAAAAGGAACAAGUUCGUAGUAUCAGAGCGUCUCCAUCCUCAAACACUAGCCGUCGUCCAAACCCGUUUGGAUGCUCUAGGAUUGGAGGUGUUGGUGGUACCCGACGUGCGACAGGCGGAUUUCGCGCAGAGAGACAUCUCUGCUGUCCUCCUGCAAUGUCCUGAUACCAGAGGCUUGGUUUAUGAUUACUCUGGAUUGGCUGCUGCUGCUCAGGAACAUGGAACAUUAGUCGUAGUGGCAACGGAUCUCUUAGCCAUGGCUCUGCUCAGGCCUCCAGCGGAAUGCGGCGCAGCCCUUGCCGUAGGCACUUCCCAACGGUUGGGAGUCCCACUUGGCUAUGGGGGUCCCCAUGCAGGGUUCUUCGCGGCCGAACAUCCGUUGGUGCGGCUCAUGCCUGGACGUAUGGUGGGCGUGACGAGGGACGCUGCUGGAAGAGAUGCCUACAGGUUAGCUCUUCAGACCAGAGAACAGCACAUCCGACGAGACAAGGCGACGUCAAACAUUUGCACAGCUCAAGCCCUCUUGGCGAACAUGUCCGCGAUGUACGCCGUCUACCACGGACCUCAAGGCUUGAGGGAUAUUGCCAUUCGAGUUCAUAAUGCUACUCUAGUACUUGAUCAUGGUAUCAGACAACGUGGUCACAAGCAAUCUAACGAAGUAUACUUCGACACGUUACACGUUGUACCCCAUGCUAACCACGACGCUGGUGCCAUCAAAGAAAGAGCCCAACAAAAGAAGAUCAAUCUUCGGUAUUUCGAUGACGGUGCAGUUGGUGUUGCAUUAGAUGAAACCACUACCAUGCAGGAUGUUGAUGACUUGCUUUGGAUAUUUGACUGUCAAAGCGUUGAAGAGGUAAAGAAAAACGAAGAAUCAGUGAAAUCUCGCAGCGUGCUUAAGGGUCCAUUCAGAAGGACGUCCCCGUAUCUAACGCAUCCCGUCUUCAAUAUGCACCACUCGGAAACUAAGCUGGUGCGGUACAUGAAGCGACUGGAGAAUAAGGACAUAUCUUUGGUCCACUCUAUGAUACCUCUGGGUUCCUGCACUAUGAAACUAAAUUCAACUACGGAGAUGAUGCCAUGCUCAUUCAAGCACUUUACAGAUAUUCAUCCGUUCGCGCCACUGGAUCAGUGUCAGGGCUAUCAUACCUUGUUUGAGGAACUUGCUAAUGAUUUGUGUGCGAUCACAGGCUACGACCGUGUUUCAUUUCAGCCAAACAGCGGCGCUCAAGGCGAAUACGCGGGGCUACGUACAAUAAAGCGCUAUCACGAGUUCCGCGGCGACACGGGCCGCAACAUAUGCCUCAUUCCCGUAAGCGCGCACGGCACGAACCCAGCAUCUGCCCAUAUGGCCGGUAUGCUGGUGUGUGCUAUCCGAGUCAAGCCCUCUGGAGAUAUCGACAUGGAGCAUCUCAAAGAUAAGGUUGAAGAGCACAGCAAGAAGCUAUCAUGCCUCAUGCUGACGUACCCUAGCACGUUCGGCGUGUUCGAGGAGCAGGCCGCAGACGUGUGCGCGCUGGUGCACAAGCAUGGCGGCCAAGUGUACUUGGACGGCGCCAAUAUGAAUGCACAGGUUGGUCUAUGCCGUCCAGGAGAUUAUGGCAGCGAUGUAUCUCAUCUUAACCUGCACAAAACCUUCUGUAUACCCCAUGGCGGUGGUGGUCCAGGCAUGGGACCUAUUGGAGUGAAAGCUCACCUAGCGCCUUUCCUGCCUUCACAUCCCGUUGUAGACCCCCUAGCGGACUUGGGCGACGCGGCGCACAGUUUUGGAUCAGUGAGUGCGGCUCCCUAUGGUUCUUCGGCCAUCUUGCCGAUUUCCUGGGCAUAUAUCAAGAUGAUGGGCCCUAAAGGUCUCAAGCGUGCAACGCAAGUAGCCAUACUGAACGCAAACUACAUGUCCCGGAGGCUCGAGGGCCAUUACAAAACGCUGUAUAAGGGUGAAAGGGGGCUAGUGGCGCACGAGUUCAUCAUAGACGUGAGAGAUCUUAAGAAAACUGCUAAUAUAGAACCUGGAGACAUUGCGAAGAGGUUGAUGGACUUUGGAUUUCACGCCCCAACCAUGUCUUGGCCGGUAGCUGGGACUCUUAUGAUAGAGCCUACGGAAUCCGAGGAUCUGCAGGAACUCGACCGGUUCUGCGAGGCGCUCAUCCAAAUUAGAAAAGAAAUCAAAGACAUCGAGGAUGGAGUCAUGGAUAAACGGUUAAAUCCGCUCAAGAUGGCGCCUCAUACGCAAGAAGCUGUGAUAUCAGAAGACUGGAACAGGCCUUACAGCAGAGCUCAAGCUGCAUUCCCUGCCCCGUUCGUGAAGGGAGAAACGAAGAUCUGGCCAACAGUGGGUCGGAUCGACGAUAUGUACGGCGACAAGCACCUCGUCUGUACGUGUCCUCCAGUCCUUGAUGACUUCUGAUCCUUUAUUUAUUGUUAUAGGCUAUAUAUUAUAUAUAAGAUUAAAACAAAGACAUGUUGUCGCAUAAUAAUAUGUAUAUUUUGUCAAUAUUGCUGUAGAAUAAAUAUUUCCCUCUAACAACAAAA